CAACAGCCAAAUGAACCAAACGCUACCGUCACACAGCAGCAGUUGAUACUCGCGCGUACAGAAAUGGCAGACGAUGAAAUAGACUACAAUAUCGUGUUUCCAGAUGCGGGGACAUCGGAGAGACACUGGCAGGGGACAAAGGAGCCCGUUGUGAUUUUGUUGGGCUGGGCUGGUUGUAAAGACAAACAUCUGUCCAAAUACAGCUCCAUCUACAAUGAACAGGGAUGUGUCACCGUCCGCUACACUGCUCCCCUGAAGACGGUCUUCAUCUCAGAGUCGUUUGGCUACAAGGAGCUGAGCAGCACGGCCCUCAAGUUGCUGGAGAUCCUGUAUGACUAUGAGGUGGAGAACAGUCCUAUUUUCUUUCACAUAUUCAGUAACGGCGGCUUCAUGCUGUACCGUUACAUUAUAGAGUUGUUGCACAGUGAUAAACAGUUCAGUUCUUUGUGUGUGAUCGGGGCCUUAGUGGACAGUGCCCCGGGCAGUGGGAAUGUCCGCGGGGCCUUGCGUGCACUUAAGGCCACCCUGGGCCCCAAAAUAACUCCUGUUUUAAGGUACGUCCUCUUAGCCCUUUUCGCCGUGACUGUUUUUCUGUUGCGAAUCGUUCUCUACCCGUUGACCAAGUACAUCCACAAGAACCACUAUGACGCAGUGCAGGAGAGACCGCCCACCUGGCCUCAUUUCUACCUGUACUCCAGAGCCGACCAGGUGAUCAGGCACAGGGACAUCGAGCUCUUUGUGGAGACCGUCAAGCAGAAAGGCGUCCCAGUGGACAGUUUUGAUUUUGUCUCCAGUCCCCAUGUCGGUCAUUUCCGGGAUUUUCCUGAGCAGUAUGCUCUCAAGUGCCGCGAUUUCCUGGUGGCUUGCAUGAAGGACUUGGAAGGGACUGAGAUCAAGAAGAGACAGAGGAUUCAGGAUUAGUGAGGCUCGGAGAGAAGCUCGCAAGAUUUUCCUAACCUUCUGUCGAGCAGGCUGAAGAAAAUCAGACAACUUCUUUUCAGUGUUCAGAAAAUGAGGCUAACAAUGUUUUUUGCAAGGCAGCUGGAAUUUAAGCGGAACAAGUGCAAGAUUUUGGAUGUUUUUCCGUCCCAGUGCACAUAAUGGCAAGGUUCCACGGAUGUGAUCUACGGUUCCACGUCUGGAAAAGCAGCUAUCUGACACACUGUAAUUCACAUAGCUCUAAAAUGUGUGGUUCAAAGGCCUAACCCUGCCCACUUUUUUGCAACAGUCACAUACCAUUUGUAAAAAUAAUAAUACAAGCACCUGCUAUACACUGGAAAGUAAAUUCUUUAGAAUACUUUAAAUGGUAUUUAAUAUUGCUGUGAAAUGUGAUGCAUUGUACAUUAGUAGUAGUGAUUCUAAAACUGAGGCUUG
Plectropomus leopardus (leopard coralgrouper) is the source of this 1374-nucleotide messenger RNA. NCBI's taxonomy places the organism in Eukaryota, Metazoa, Chordata, Actinopteri, Perciformes, Serranidae. The record is from RefSeq and is a predicted model, not a curated record.